AUACUGAGUUCCCAGCUUGCCAGCGAAUUAUGUCUGCACAUGACGUCUGCUGCGUUGUGAAUGUAAUAUUAUACAAGGUCGAUUGAUGAGCCAACUUUUUUGGAUAAACGUAGAGCGGCUUUACGAUGUACAGGAUGGGCAACAGCGCUUAUCAUGAGUUGGGGAUUACAAUUCAUGUUCUAAAUCCCAGGGUGAGGGCUGAUAGCCAAGAAGUUUACCGAAACAGGCCGCAAGUCUUCGUAGUUCAUAUCAUCAUAUGGUCUGAGCAGGUAUGAGGCCAGGACGCAAAUGAAUCCCGUUCAAACUUCUAGAGUAGCGAGAUUAUCUGAUCGCCUUAACCAAUACUAUCUCAGCUAUAAAUAGAGCCUCCGUCAAUGUUAAUUAAUUUGUUCUUUUCUUUCAGGACUACGGAUACGGGGCUAUAAGGUCAGUCACUAUGUCAUACCAGAGUAUCACCAUGCCAGACAUGAGUUUCGGCUGGGGGCCAAUAAGGAUUGCAAUAGUCAACACCAUUUAGCUAGAAUACAGGUUUACCUCGUAUCAGUAGCUCAGAUUCAUCUUUAGAAAGGUCUCAGGGAGCAAGAAAACAUAAGACUUAAGAAGAAUAUAUCAAAAUAAACUCAGCAAAGACCCCCUAAACUUAGACUAAAUUGCCUUUUUCAUCAGUUAGGAUAAAGGUCUCAAGUUUUCUUGCCUCCUCCUGAAAGGGUACGGUGUUCAGCUUGGCGUGAAGACAGAGGUGUACGAAUCGAACACUCUGAGAAAGGCUGCUCAUUCUUCCCAACAAAAAGCGAAGACACGAUAAUAUAACAUCUGAGCAAAACCAUUUCUUAUCUACAUUCGGCUGUGCUGUAGCAUACAGUUAAGCCAUAUUUUCUCAUUCUUUGGUUUUUCUCCCCUUCUUUCUCAAUAUGAAGAUGGCCAGGUGACAGAAGGAUACUUUUGAUGAUGGAGAGAAUCUGUCUCUACUCCUUCGAUCUUAGCCCGCGGUGGGACUUGGUACCUGGGUAAGUUUUCGACUUCCACAAUGGUCGAUGAGUGACGAGCAGCUCGUCCGAUGUAAAAGAACUGUCCCAUGGAGGUCAGCCACAUCCUUCGUCUUGGAAACCGGACUUUCGUAGCUCGUACCUAUGUAUUAGCCACAAAAACCUUCUGAUAGGUAGCUCAUCAAUCACAUGUUCGCUCAUCGAUGCACCUUUGCAACGCGGCACUGGCUAGAGGGGAUGGGUAUGUAAGAAUCACUGCAACUCUACGUUCCAGUGGAGUGCUAAUCAAGAGAGGAAGCGCUGUGAUAUGAACAACAUGAUGCAGGUGAUAGUGACGUUCUGAGCAUUGUCACGUUAGUGGUGGUCUACAGUAUCCUAGCUUCUUGUAUUGUUGUUAUUCCUGGAUGUAAUUGGACAGAAUUCACUGGUGAAUGAUUCAAUAGGCCAGUGACAAUAGGUUCCGCCAAAGAUCUUACACACUUCUGAUAAUAGUGCAUGGGAAUUACGUUGUAUGGUAUCCCUCGUUCAGUGUCAUGCUAAGGUUGAUCUCCUUGACCCGGAUGUCAAGAUCAGGGUUGAUCCUUUUUCGUAGAAAAUAUCACUAUUACUACCAGGGCAUGAGCUGCUUCGCCACAAGAUGGUUUCUUGGGAUUUGUCACGGCGAAGUGUAUGCCGACGUGGCCUACGUCAUAGCUUUCCAUGGCGUUACAAUCAAGAAUACCCAAGGUAGAUAUGCGUGACAGGUUAGUAGCGAAGGCCUCACGUUACUUGGAAUUAUUCACGUGGCGCACAUUUUCAGACGGCUUCCGUGACGACCUUGCUUGUCUAUUUUCUCCCUCCGUCAGCUACAUAUCCUCUCAGCUAACAGAACGCGAACUCGCGACUUUUUGAGUCACCGACAAAACUACCUCCAAACCUUUUCUCAACCUUGCAUCAUCGAGUCGCGACUAUGGGUGCUAUUUCUGCCGUCUUCCUGAUCCUUAUUACAAUUUUCUUCCCUCCCAUCGGCGUCUGGGCCGUUGCAGGAUGUGGAAUGGAUCUGUUCAUCAACAUCUGCCUGACCAUUCUUGGCUUCCUUCCAGGUCAUAUCCACGCCUUCUACCUUGAGUACAUUUACUACGAUCGACGAGAACAGGCGCGCGAGGGCCGUUUUGCGACAGGACCUGCGCCUGGCAUUUACUCCGACAACGUGCAGACUGGAGGACAGGGCUAUGGAACAAUGGGGCGCGCAGCAUAAAACGAAUAGACGUUGGUGGCAAUCGACUCUAUUUUUGGGCUGUAUAUUCGAACUCAGGCGAAGCUGUUUGCAUCAACUAUGUGUUGCAUAUUCGCCGGCAUCGGCUUGGAUAAAGGCGUGCAAGGAGCCAAUGCCCAACCUUUGGAUUACAGAGGCCAACUACCUAGGUACCCUAAAGUAGUCUGGUGUGAGAACGGCGACGCAGGAUCAACAUGAUAUUGUUACACUAGUGUCAAAUGACAUGUAGUACACGCUAGAGAGUGUUGAAUUCAAGUUAGAUUUCGAUAUUAGUUCAUGCUGGUGAGGGAAGGGGUUGAAAAUCCAAUUAGAAAGAAAGGACAACACAACGUCUUCAUGUAUCCGUGUUGUUGAAUAUCCCUGCAUGUAAAAUCAAAUAACUUUAGAAACGUACUGGGAACUAGAUGCAUAAGCUUUGCUGCGUAAUGGCUUGGAGGUGUGAGUUGUCCGCCUUGGCUAUCCCGGCAUGUGCAUUGAUAUGUGCCUAUGCCCACAGCAAAACUACGAAUGUAUCCCAAUACAUAUGUCGUGCUAAUGUAUUUGGUAGUUGACAGGAAUGAUGUCAAAUAUACCACACACCAACCAACAAUUUAAUGGGAA
Molecule: messenger RNA, 2841 nt
Organism: Fusarium verticillioides 7600
Lineage: Eukaryota; Fungi; Ascomycota; Sordariomycetes; Hypocreales; Nectriaceae
Exons: 3
Coding region: 1936-2223 (95 amino acids)
Cellular component (GO): membrane
Source: RefSeq, a predicted model, not a curated record